Hemicordylus capensis (graceful crag lizard) is the source of this 957-nucleotide messenger RNA. RefSeq names its product olfactory receptor 13H1-like. Gene Ontology annotation, cellular component: membrane. Gene Ontology annotation, biological process: G protein-coupled receptor signaling pathway. NCBI's taxonomy places the organism in Eukaryota, Metazoa, Chordata, Lepidosauria, Squamata, Cordylidae. The record is from RefSeq and is a predicted model, not a curated record. Gene Ontology annotation, molecular function: olfactory receptor activity; G protein-coupled receptor activity. Bases 1 to 957 code for a protein of 318 amino acids. The transcript has a single exon.
AUGGCAGGAGUUCACAACUCCGGCAUCCUUGAAGGCAAUAAUGAGACUGAGCCAGAUCUCUUCCUACUUACAGGUCUCUCCAGCCAGCCCCUCAUGCGAAUGGUGCUCUUUGUGGUGUUUGUCUUCCUCUACCUGAUCACCAUACUUGGGAAUGGUCUCAUUCUCUUAUUGAUCAUAGUAGAUUCCCACCUCCACACCCCCAUGUAUUUCUUCCUAGGCAAUCUUUCCUUCCUUGAUGCCUGUUAUACUUCCAGCACAAUCCCACAGAUGCUAGUCCACAGCCUUGCAGAAAAACCAACCAUCUCCAAUGCUAGAUGUUUUGCUCAGAUGUGCAUCUCCCUUUUCCUUGGGGUAACAGAAUGCAUUUUACUGGCUGUCAUGGCAUAUGACCGAUUUGUGGCAAUAUGCAGCCCACUUCACUACACUCUAAUCAUGAACAAGCGGGUAUGUUGCUGGUUGUCUGCUUCCUCGUGGGUCUUGGCUUUUCUUCUGUCCGUUGUACCAUCCUUCACCAUGAAGGUCCAACUAUGUGGCCGCAAUGUCAUCAAUCAUUUUUUGUGUGAGGUGCAGGCUGUUGUGAAACUGGCAUGCUCAGAUAUCUCAGCUAAUCUAAGCCUUGUGUCAGGAAGCAGUGUUUUCACUCUCCUAGUACCCUUUGUCUUCAUUCUGGUGACCUACAUUCGCAUUUGCCUGGCAGUGUUGAGAAUCCGCUCAGCACAGGGUUGGAGCAAAGCUCUUUCUACAUGUGGCUCCCAUCUUACAGUGGUUGGGAUGUUCUAUGGCACAGCUAUGGUCAUGUAUUUGAAGCCAUCGGACAGAUCCUCAGAGCAGGACAAAUUUGUUGCUGUCUUCUAUGUGGCCGUCACCCCCAUGUUCAAUCCUCUGAUCUACAGUUUGAGGAACAAGGAUGUGAAGGGUGCCCUGUGGAGAAUGAUGGGAAGGAAAAUGGAUUCCUAA